AUGACAUGUGUAUAUGGGUUCCUUGAACACCAUAGGAAGCCAGACACUUGGACUCUCCUUAAAACUCUAGCUAGUCAGCACAACCUUCCUUGGCUUCUAAUGGGUGACUUUAAUAACCUACUUGCAGAUGAUGAGAAGAUAGGGGGCCACCCUUAUGAGCUACGUAAUCAUGAGGGAUUUCGAGAAGUGCUGGAGGUGUGUCGGGUCUCCGAUCUCGGUAUGGUAGGGUAUCCAUUUACAUGGCGGUCUGGUAGGGGACGUAACAAAAUUGAGGAAAGAUUGGACCAAAUGGUGGCUUCAGAUACAUGGCCUCGCUUUUUCCCAAAUGCUACGGUUCACAAUUUAAUUAGUGGCACAUCGGACCAUUCUCCAUUAUUGCUUUUAUUGGGCACUGACCUAAGGACUAAAAGACAUAUUAGCUUUAUGUUUGAAAAUGCAUGGAUUGGGGAGCCUAACCUUGAUGAGACUGUUACUCAUAAUUGGGCCCGUGGAGCCCACGGUGAUGUAAUGGGUAAACUGCAAGCAUGCAGAUCUGGGUUGCGAAUUUGGGGACGUGACUUACAUAGUAUCUGGGACUCGAGAGGUGACUGGAAGGAAGAACUGAGGGAUAUGCAUAUUGUGUUCCUAGAAUACUUCACUACACUAUUUAUGGCCACACCUAUCCAGUCUAGUCCUGUUCUUGAGCAUGUUAAUUCUCGGGUCUCUGAAACUGAUAAUGAUAAUCUUAUGGCCCCUUUCCUUGAUGACGAGUUUCGAUCGGUGAAAUUUUGGUCAGUUGUGGGUUCAGAUGUUACUACUAGCUGUAAACGGUGGAUUGCACACGGCUCUUUUCCUAAUCUGGUGAACGAGACAACCUUAGUGCUAAUUCCAAAAAUUGAUAAACCUGAAUUUGUGGAAGAUCUGUGGCCAAUUUCCCUAUGUAAUGUUUUAUAUAAGAUUGUGGCAAAGUUUUUCCGGCCGCGGCGAUGGCGGCCGCCCUUAAAGGCGGCGGUAGCAGAACCGAGGGAUAUGCGUAAUGUGUUUCUAGAAUACUUCACUACACUAUUUACGGCCACACCUGUCCAGUCUAGUCCUGUUCUUGAGCAUGUUGAUUCUUGGGUCACUGAAUCUGAUAAUGACAAUCUUAUGGCCCCUUUUCUUGAUGAGGAGUUUCGAUCGGCGAUAUUUCAAAUGCACCCGGACAAGAGUCCUGGCCCUGAUGGGUUCAACCCAUGUUUCUUUCAGAAAUUUUGGUCAGUUGUGGGUUCAGAUGUUACUACUAGCUGUAAACGGUGGAUUACACACGGCUCUUUUCCUAAUCUGGUGAAUGAGACCAACAUUGUGCUAAUUCCAAAAAUUGAUAAACCUGAAUUUGUGAAAGAUCUGCGGCCAAUUUCCCUAUGUAAUGUCUUAUAUAAGAUUGUGGCAAAGGUCUUAGCUAAUAGGAUGAAGCAUGUCCUGAGGAAAAUUGUCUCCCCAUCUAUGUCUGCUUUUGUACCUGGGAGGCUAAUUACGGACAAUGUAAUUCUUGCCUUUGAAACAAUACAUUCUAUGAAAACCGUGGGAGGAGUCAAGAACAAACAACGGCUCUGA
Messenger RNA from Jatropha curcas, 1572 nucleotides. NCBI's taxonomy places the organism in Eukaryota, Viridiplantae, Streptophyta, Magnoliopsida, Malpighiales, Euphorbiaceae. The record is from RefSeq and is a predicted model, not a curated record.